UGUGAGCAAUGGAAGGACAGAAGUAAAAGGGUAGGGGGCGGUGCAGCUCUGUCCUUCGGAAUGACCAAUAUGCCCGUGUCUGGAACUCCGUCUCUCUGUGGAUGUCACUUCUAAUGGGAAUCUCCGCUUGAUUAAAUCCUGAUCGUGUCUGUGGGUUUAAAGAUGCUUCUAUUGACUCCCUUUGCACUGUGGACUUUUCUGCUUUCCCUGCUGAAGAUGGUGUGCUCUAAUUACUCCGUAGACCUGUGCAGCUGGAAAGGAAGUGGUUUGUCCCAGGAGCCUGGUAGUGUGGAGCAGAUCUUCUUGCACUGUGCUGAGGGGGACGUGGAGUGGCUGUAUCCGGUGGGAGCGCUGCACCUCAGCCUGUCUCCCCGGAUCCCAUCUCAGCUGACCGGCCCAGCCACCCCUGGAAGUUCCGGGGCUCAAGUCACGGCCUGCAUCAAACCGGCAGAGAGCUUUCGGGGGGCUCAGAUCUACCUGGAGCGGGAUGGGGAGCUGCAGCUGCUAGUGUGGGAUCGACAGGAGGAGGAGGAAGAAGAUGGGGGUAUCGAACCCAAAGUCCAUUGUUUCAGCCGCUCGGCUGGCGAGAAGGUGGCACUCUUCAUCCAGUCCACCCUGCACAGGGAUAUCAGCCGCCGCAUUGCUGCCUUUAAGUAUGAGCUUCGGGGAGAUUGGAGCUCGGGAGUACUGCUCUCUCAGCAGAUUGAAAGAGCAUGUAGACCAUGCAAUGACACAGAAGUCCUUAUGGCUGUGUGCACAAGUGAUUUUGUGGUGAGGGGUCACAUUCGUUCAGUGUUCCACGAUGCAGAGCGACAGGAGUCUAUCGUUAGCGUGAGCACCACCAAAAUUUAUAGACAGAAGUACACCCUCUUUCACCCAAUAGGAAAAUACGGAAAAUCCUUUGGGGAAGUCAGGACAUUUUUGAAGUGUGGCGUGAAGCAAGGAGUCGGGAGCUUCAUUUUCACAGGCCACGUCCACUUUGGAGAGGCAUGGCUUGGGUGUGCACCUCGCUACAAAGACUUUAAGAGGAUCUCUGAAGUGGCCAAAGAAGCACACGAGAAUCAGUGCGAGAUUGAGUCAGACUGAUGCUGUUUAAAUAAUGAAGCCGAAUUUUAAAUCGGCAGGAAAGGACUGUAAAACAUAUGCCACAAUGGUCCAUUGAGAAUCACAUUGUGAAGGAAUCCCUGAAGAGAAAGCUUUGGAGUCGGUUGCUUCAUUGUUCAGAGAGAAUGACUGUGACUGUGCUGGUAAUCUCUCAAUGUGCUAACGACACUGUUGGGUUGAUUUAUUGCCCAAUGGGAACAAUUGUUAUUGCACAGACCACCCCCAUAUGUCCCUUGGAGAGGAUUGGAGGGAUGAUUCAUUGUCCAAGGCAAACAAUUGAGGAUAUGCACUCAGCUACACUUUGUGAAGGAGUCAAUUCUGGUCGAAGAUUAAAUUUGUAAAAUCGCUUCAUAUCUGAACACUUGUGGAACACUCCACAGCUAAAAACAAAUGGUUCUGCAUCCCGAUAGAACAUUCCAUGUAUAAAGAAUACACACGGCAAGACUCUGUAGUUGCAUAACGAGGAUCUUUUCACCUAAACAGCCAGUAAUACAGAAACUGUUGACUUGUUAAUGACUGCAGUUUUAGCACCUGACCAGUGCAUUUCAGAUUGUCUGCCUGAGGCGAAGCCUGAACAACCUUCCAUGAUUCAUAAUGACAAUGUUUACUUUGUAUAUUUUUGUUAUAUUUAUAAUUUUAUUUGGUGCAGAGUUAGCAGGAGAGAUCUGCAGUCUAUAAAAUUGGAAUCUCUAAGUCAGAUAUAACAGUUCAAAUACUGAACACAUCAGUACAGGUAGUUCUAUAACGCAAUAGUUGCGUUCCUGCGUGACCUUGCCCUAUAGAAAAUCACGCUAUAGAAAAUCACCUAAUAGGGAAAUCGCUGUAGAAAAUCACUAAACCUGUACGGCAGAAAGUUCGCAUUAUCCAAACAGCAUCCACUAUUCAUCAAUCACAUUACAGCCAUUUCACGUUAACGAAACAUGCGUUAUAGCAGAACUACCUGUACUGGUAACCAGAAAUCCAGUUCUACAGUAUCGAUAGUUUUAUCUCUUCCAGUUAAUGUUCUUAUGGAUCGUCGACAUCUAUUCAGAAAUUCUCUUUGCACCAUAUGACCUCGCCUCUCAAAGUAUAGGAUCCCCAUUCAAUCCAUUCAACGUCCUGGAGUUAUUGUCUUUUUUCAUGAUCCCUAACAGAAAGCUGAGCUCUUAUCCUCACAUUCUCUUUGUGAACUAAGUAGUAAUUGUUGCAUCAAUUACUUAGGAUAUGGACAAAAUUGUGUGCUUAGUAAAUUUGAAGAACUAGGAGUGUUUGGGAUUUGGGAAUUUGGAAUGGUGGGUGCGUGUGUGGAGGCAGGGAAAGGCUAAGGGUAGGACUUAUACAAUUAACGGUAGGGCCCUGGGUAAUAUUGUACAACAGAGAGACCUAGGGGUUCAGGUACGCAGUUCUUCGAAAUGUGCAUCACAUAUGGUUCUGGUAUAAGAAGGCAUUUAGCCCACUUUCCUUCAUUGCUCAAACCUUUGAGGGAGUUGGGACAUUGGUGCGGUCUCUUCUGGAAUACUGUGUCCAGUUCUGGUCACCCUGUUAUAAGAAGGAUGCUAUUAAAUUGGAGAGGGUUCAGAAGAGAUUUACCAGGAUUUUGCCGGGAAUGGAGAGUUUGAGUUAUAAGCAGAGGCUGGAAAGGCUGGGACUUUUUCACUGGAAUGGAGGAGGUUGAAUGGUGACCUUGCAGAGGGUUAUAAAAUCAUGAGAGGCAUGGAUAGGGUAAAUAGCAACAGCCUUUUCCCUUGGGGGAAUGCGUGUGGAGUUCAAAACUAGGGGACAUUUUUAAGGUCAGGAGAAAGGUUUAAAAAGGACAUGAGGGGCAAGGUUUUUACGCAGAGUGGUUUGUGU
Rhincodon typus (whale shark) is the source of this 2934-nucleotide messenger RNA. RefSeq names its product meteorin, glial cell differentiation regulator (gene metrn). The coding region runs from base 163 to 1086 and encodes 307 amino acids. NCBI's taxonomy places the organism in Eukaryota, Metazoa, Chordata, Chondrichthyes, Orectolobiformes, Rhincodontidae. The transcript is spliced from 4 exons. The record is from RefSeq and is a predicted model, not a curated record. Gene Ontology annotation, biological process: positive regulation of axonogenesis; glial cell differentiation. Gene Ontology annotation, molecular function: hormone activity.